Messenger RNA from Raphanus sativus (radish), 1225 nucleotides. Its product is annotated as F-box protein At1g70590-like. Gene Ontology annotation, molecular function: protein binding. The record is from RefSeq and is a predicted model, not a curated record. Lineage: Eukaryota; Viridiplantae; Streptophyta; Magnoliopsida; Brassicales; Brassicaceae.
GGAAGAAAAAAAAAGCGAAUCCGUUUACUUACCUCUCUUGACUCCACGCGAAAAAAAUCGACGCGGUGGUCUUUCGUCGGAGAAGGAGAAGAAGAAGAUGAAGCAGAGGACAUGGCCAUGCCCAUCCGAAGGAUCUCGAUUCACCUCCCUUCCCUUUUCAAAACUCCACGAGAAACGAAGCAGAUUCUCCUCCUCCUCCUCCAUCAAAGCAACGGCGUCAAAGUCAACCUCCCCUCCACCAUCGCACGACGACACCGCCGGAGACUUCUCGGCCCUCCCCUUCGACAUACUGACGAAAAUCGCGGCGCCGCUGAGCCUGCCGAACCUCCAGGCGGCGUCGUCGGUGUGCAGGUCGUGGAGGGAGGCGCUCCUCCCGCUGAGGGAGUCGAUGCUGCUCCUCCGGUGGGGGAAACGGUUCAAGCACGGGCGUGGAGGCGUCAAGGCGAAUCUGGACAAGGCGCUUGACUCGUUUCUGAAAGGAGCCGCGCGUGGAUCCACGCUCGCGAUGGUCGACGCGGGGCUCGUGUACUGGGAGAAAGGGGAGAAGGAGAGAGCGGUGGGGUUGUACCGGAGGGCGGCGGAGCUUGGUGAUGCCGUUGGUCAGUGUAAUUUGGGGAUCUCUUAUCUCCAAGCUCAACCCUCAGAUCCUAAGGAAGCGAUGAAGUGGUUGAAACAAUCUGCAGAAAAUGGUUAUGUUAGAGCACAGUAUCAGAUAGCUCUUUGUCUACACCAAGGCCGUGUCGUGCAGACCAAUCUGCUAGAAGCUACUAAAUGGUACCUAAAGGCAGCAGAAGGUGGGUAUGUACGAGCUAUGUACAACGUUUCGCUUUGUUACUCGGUUGGGGAAGGGUUACCACAAAACCGUAAGCUAGCAAGAAGGUGGAUGAAACGCGCAGCUGAUCACGGCCAUAGUAAAGCUCAGUUUGAGCACGGCCUUGCCCUAUUCUCUGAAGGAGCGCUGUUGAAAGCUGUGAUGUACUUAGAACUCGCUCAGCGUGGUGGAGAAACGGGUGCGGGUCACGUCAAGGAAGUUAUACACCAACAGCUUUCUGCAACAACUUCUCGUGAUCAUGCCAUAAACCAAGCCAAUAACUGGCGUGCGUUGCCAGCUACUCGCUGAGAUCUCAUCCAUCUUUUGAGUACAUAUACAGUGAGUGGUCAUAGUAUUUGGCUCUUUGUAAUAACAGUUUGGUGAUGCGAAAUAACAUAUUUGAAAUUUGCGCAA